GUGAGGCACAGAAAGGGGAAACUAUUACUGUACAUGUAUGGGAGGGACAGACACAGCAGUGUAGCAGAGAUAGAGAAAUACUAGAGUAACAUUAGUAUUGUGUGUGAUAAACAGAACUGCACGCUAGAGAUAGAGGAAAAGAGAGUGAGAGACAGAGAGAGACACAACAGUUUAGCACAGAGAGACAAACACAGCAGUGUAGAGGAAGACAGAGAGGGGAAAGACACAGGUGUAUCAGAUACACACAGGUGAUAGAGAGAGAUUUAGACAGACCUACAGGUGAGAGAGACUCAGACCUACAGGUGAGUUAGUGGGACUCAGAAAGACCUACAGGUGAGAGAGAGACUCAGAAAGACCUACAGGUGAGAGAGAGAGACUCAGACCUACAGGUGAGAGAGUGAGACUCAGACGGAAGGAAAGAGAAAGGUAACUGACUUGCAGGUGGAAGAGACGUGUAUAGAGCCAGCAUGUUUGGAAUGAUAAAGAAUUCGCUCUUUGGAGGACAUGAGGUCAUUAAUGGGAAACUUAUUCUCAAAGGAGAGAAGGAUGGUGUAAGUUAUGAAGAGAGAGAAUAUGAAGGAGGGAAAUUUGCCACCGUAGAAGUGUCUGGAAAACCUUUUGAUGAAGCCUCUAAAGAAGCUGUUCUAUUGCUAUUAAAAUAUGUGGGGGGUGCUAACCAGAAAGGAGCUGGUAUGGGCAUGACUGCGCCCGUAUCCAUGAUCAGCUUCCCUACAGAGGACGACAAUUUACAGCCUAAAGUGAAAGUAAUUCUGCGAAUUCCCAGUCAGUUCCAAGCUGAUCCUCCAACCCCUACAGAAAGCAACAUCCACAUUGAAGACAGAGAUGCCCUUGCAGUGUACUCAACGCAGUUUGGAGGAUUCGCUAAAGAGACAGAUUACGUAUCUCACGCCAGUAAGCUGCGUUCUGCCCUUGGACCAGAUGCUUCCUACCAUACAGAUUUCUAUAUGUGCAACGGCUAUGACCCACCAAUGAAGCCCUAUGGACGACGUAAUGAAGUCUGGCUUGUGAAGAAAUGACACCAAGGGUGAUUUGGCUGCAAUUCAUAAAGUAUCAGAGAUAUGUUAAUCAGGACUACUUCUCUAAUACCCCAAAUUGGGUCCUAUUGACCCCUCACUGACGGGAGAGGAUAAAAGGGGUAUUACUGGAGUUUCUACAUAAUAAAAUUUCCAUUCUGUGUACUGGGUAGAAUUAUUCUCUCCUCUUUUGCAUUAUAUUAAUAAUAAUUAUCAGUGGCACUCGCUAACAAUGUGACCUCUGUGCACAUCAGAAUUGGUCUGUCUGUAUAGUUCAGAUAAAUUGUGGAGGGUAACUGGAGGAAUAAAUUGGUCACCUUACUUUUUGGUAAAAGUAAAAGGACCUAUUAAAUCUCAGGCGCUCAUUCCUGUAUAUGCAAAUUGUAUAUUGACCAGCUAACUGUUCACUAAUGUUUCAAUAAAGCUCUUUUGAGAAAAAAAAAAAAGUAAAAGGACCUAUAAA
Messenger RNA from Bombina bombina (fire-bellied toad), 1497 nucleotides. RefSeq names its product heme binding protein 1 (gene HEBP1). The record is from RefSeq and is a predicted model, not a curated record. Bases 468 to 1037 code for a protein of 189 amino acids. The transcript has 4 exons. NCBI's taxonomy places the organism in Eukaryota, Metazoa, Chordata, Amphibia, Anura, Bombinatoridae.